Molecule: messenger RNA, 1256 nt
Organism: Amborella trichopoda
Lineage: Eukaryota; Viridiplantae; Streptophyta; Magnoliopsida; Amborellales; Amborellaceae
Source: RefSeq, a predicted model, not a curated record
AAAUUCCCUGACCCCCUCCUUGUCCGCUCUCUCAACUUCACAACAAAAACCAGAAAUAACGUAUUUCCAUUUUUAUCCUCUCUCUGAACCAUGUUUUCUUGAGAAUUAGGGUUUUUACCUCUUCUCAUUUUCAAGACAAUCUCUGCUUUUCCAAUGUUCCUGGUUCUUGUGUAAUCGCCAUUUUUUACACUGAUUUCUCUCUCUUCAACUUUAUAUGCAAAUUUUUGCUAUUUAUUGUUAGUUUCAUUAUACUUGGAAGGAAGCAUGGAAACUGCCUUCUCUGAAACUACCUGUUUGGAAUACGGCUUGCCAUCCCUUCCCUUUACAGAAAAGCUUCUUCAACAUCUAGGGUUUCGUCUCGCUCCCCUUUACUCUGAUUCGUCCUAUUUUUGGGCAUGGCUAGCUUUCCUUGCUACGGUUUUAGCUACUGUCAAAUUCAGGCCUUUUUGCCGGAAAAUCCCCGAAAAGACGACUGAAUCUCCGCCGGAAAUAUUCUAUGAUUCAGAUUUUGAUGACGAGUCAUCUAUCGAUGACUCCGAUGACUCAGGGGCCUCGGUCAGUGAAAUUUCAGAAGAAGAUGAACGGGAAUGCUCAUUUUCUGGCCACCAGGAAACUGAUUUCCGGCAUGGGCAGGGGUGCCUCGGCCUGGACUUCACAAAGGGGAGCGUCGUUAAGCUGUGGGAUAACAUAAGGGAGAAAGCCUUGACAUUAAAGGGUUUCCCUUUAAGCGAUCACGUCCUCUCUGAUCCAAGACACGUUCUAUCUCUGUGGGAUUCGAAUAAAGAAACAAUCGUAAGUGCCUUUCUCUCUCACGGCGGCGGCGGCGGCGGCCGCCAAAAUAUUCCGUCCGAUUUGGUGACGAGUAUAGGGGAGGGGUCGGAGAAGAGGGCAUUGAAAGUGUGGGAUCUGAGAGCUGGACGUCAGGUUCCGGCAGCUGUGGCAGAGUGGGAUCGACUUUCCGGCGGUGUUGGUCAGAGUUCCGGCAGGCUGGUGGGGGUUCAUGACCUGAGGAUGAUGGACGGGGGGAUGGUGGCGUUGGGGGCAUCUAACGGCCUGGAGUGGUGGGACGCCGAAGACGUGGCGGUGGUUGGUGGACAUGGGGAGGAGGAGGAAGGGUCGAUGGUGUCGUGGUGUUACAACGCGGUUAGGUCCAUUUCCUCCACCUGGGCAACGUGACUCAUUGGAUUAAACUGACUUACUUAUAAGCAUACUGUAGCUUAGCAAAUUGGUGUUAAUAAAAUUAUUAAUUUUUUCCC